CAUAAGUCACUUUGGGACAGAUCAAAUAUUGCUCAAGAAUUGUAAAUAAAUGCAAAUAACUGGAAAAUCAUAACAAAUCAAGAUGAAUAAACCAGCGCCUUAUAGUAUUAGUUCGAUUUGUCGAAUUUGCUUGGAGCACCUGCAGACUGAAAAUAUCUACGAUUUGUUUGCUGUUCCUGGACUAGCCAAAAAGUUAAGUGUCUGCACUUCACUUUCGGUGGAACUCCACGACGGAUUUCCUCAUAAUAUUUGUGGCAUUUGUUUUACACGUCUAAAUGAUAUGCAAGAUUUUCAAAAGAUGUGUGUUGAGUCCGUUGAAAAGUUUCAGGAGAUGGUGGCCCAAAAUUUAAUAAUGGACCAAUCGAGCGCAUUGGCCGUACUGGAAACUGGUGGUGUGGACGCAGCACAAAAUGAAGUUGUAGAUAAUGAUGAGCCUAUAGAUUUCGAUCCACUUUUAAAUCAUAAACUUGAGUUGAUUGAGAAUGCAGAGGACGUUUUCAAAAUGCUAGAAAAUGUAGAUAAAGAAAGUGCAGAUAAUGUGAUAGGCGUGAAACGGACCGGCGGUGUCAAUAGUAAUGAGAAGAUAUCUGAACAAAUUCGGAAAUUUAGUGGUGAUUCUGACUGUCAAAAUAGCAAUACAUCCGAUUUUGAACCCUUUGGCAACGAGGAAGAAGAAAUCAGAAGUAGUGAAAGUGAUGAUGAAAAACCAUUAGCUGCCCGUUUACGGAAGUCUCGACGAUCAAAGAGGGCUUUGCGAAAGGAAGAUAUAAUCGACGAUGGACUUGAUGCUGAUGAAUAUGAUGAUAAUAAAAAGCAAAAGGCGAAACAGAAACAUCGUGCUCGUUUAAGUGGUGAAGAUAUUUCAGCCAAUAGCAUAGAGUGCCACAUUUGUCAAAAGAAGUUUAGAAAAGCGGAACGCUAUGAGGAGCACAUGCGACACCACAACGACAAGUUGCCCCACCAAUGUUCGGUGGAAUCAUGUCUGAAAGGAUUUACCACUGCUAACGGACUUCGAUUACACAUGGAGCAUUGUCACGCUGAGACAUGUGAUAGCUAUCCAUGUCCUGAAGAAGGUUGUGGCCGCAUAUUCCCACGAACCCGCCUACUCAAUUGGCAUUUACGUAAGGUUCAUAAAAUUGCUAAAGAGCUCCGAGAGCCAAAGUGCUACACGUGUAGCCAAUGCGAAAAAGUGUUCCGCUGCCCCAUGGCGCUUAAAAAACAUAUGUACAAGCACGAUGGAAAGGAGCUGCCUUUUCCUUGCAAUAUUUGCGGCAAACGUUUUGUAAUAAACAGUGCACUUAAAGAUCAUCUUAUGAGGCAUGCGGGAAUUAAAAACUACGUUUGUCCGUAUUGCGGUGUUGGUAAAACAACUCGACAGGAGUGGAACACGCAUAUAAAUACACACACUCAGGAAAAAAAAUUUAAUUGCUCACAAUGCACUUAUGCGUCGCAUAACAAACAAAAUUUACGCAUGCACGUGAAGAUUGUGCAUGAAAAGAUUAAGGAUUACGCAUGUCAGUACUGUGGUAAAACAUUUGGUAAAUCGAAUGCUUGCAAAAUGCACGAAAUGACUCAUACUGGUGAGAAGCGAUGUGAGUGCAAGGUUUGCGGGAAGCGAUUCCUUUAUGCCAAAGCCUUGACAAAGCACCUUAAAACUCAUGAAAAACGUGUUCUACGGGCCAUUGAGGUGUACCGCAAGCGCCAGAUCGAAAAUGGUUUUAUGUCGGCCGAUGCACUGGAUGUACCAAUACCCGCACUGCCAUCUACGGAAUUGCAUACACAGGAGGCGCAUCAAAAGGUGGCUGAAGAGAUACUUAAGGUUUGUGCAGAAUCAACUGCCUCAAUACCGAAAAAUCCUCGACGUGUUGAACGCGUUGAUAUUUCCGCACUAGCAGGUACAGCAGUGAAUCCUAUACCAUCUGUAGCAGUACCGUCGUGGUCCCCACAAAUUAAUUUUAUGAUGAAAGAAGGACCUUAUAUCUGUCCAGAUUGCGGUCAGGGUUUUAAUGGUCAAGGAAACCUUAAACGGCAUCAUCGAAUUGUACAUGAAGGCGUUAAGGACUUCGCUUGUCGUUUUUGUCACAAACGAUUCGCUAAAGCACAGACGCUCAAACAUCAUGAGAUGACUCAUACCGGCGAAAAACCGCAUGAGUGCAAUAGUUGUGGAAAACGUUUUAUUCAAUACGUGGCACUGAAACGUCACAUGAAGAUACAUAUGAAUAAACCGCCACCAAUAAUACCACCAAGUGUGUACGAGGCACGCGAAGAGUUAGAGAUGCAAGAGCGUGAAAAGUUGGAAACGAAACGUAAGAAACAGGAAGCACGUGCGGCUAUAGCAGAAUUAGCUCGGGAGCAGCUGUAUGAAAUGGAACAACAAGUGCCUGAGGAAAAGGAGCAGUUAUCUGACUCAUGUUUAAAACUAGCGAUAAAAGAAAACCAGGAAUUCAUAAAAAUCGAUCCUAUGUCGGAAUUAAGUUCGAAUCCAGAACUAAAUGUGGGUUUAGGUGAGUUUCCGCACAUAAAUACCAGCACCAUGGGCACAUGAACAGCAUAUAUGUAAGUUGGUUUGGCAAUAAAAAAAACCGUGGUUUUAUAGCAGCUGAGUGCAUAUAGUAGUUACCGAAGUUGUUACUUUUCCAUAUGGAAAUUAAAAGCAUCAGAUCUUUUAAUUUUACGUAGGUUUUGUGUUUUUAAUUUCAUCAAGUUUUUACCUUAAAUACGAAUGUAUGUAUACAAAAACAUUUAAUUUUCACAGCCUACUGUAUAUAUUAUAUAUAUGUAAGAACACAUCGAAUGCAUACGACUCGUACGCGUGUUAACAAUAAAAAAUAGCAGAUAUAGAAAUAUAUAUAGAGUAGAUCAUAUGUAUAUAUGUAUAUAUAUCAUAUAUAUAUGUUGAUAUACCGCUGCUUUACUUAUAUUUAAGGAUGUACAUUAAGAAUCUUAUAUGAGUUUUUAAAAAUAUAAGCAAGUGAAUAAAGCCUAGCU
Anastrepha obliqua is the source of this 2988-nucleotide messenger RNA. Its product is annotated as zinc finger protein 431-like. The record is from RefSeq and is a predicted model, not a curated record. Gene Ontology annotation, cellular component: nucleus. The coding region runs from base 83 to 2545 and encodes 820 amino acids. The transcript has a single exon. Gene Ontology annotation, molecular function: RNA polymerase II transcription regulatory region sequence-specific DNA binding; DNA-binding transcription factor activity, RNA polymerase II-specific; zinc ion binding. Gene Ontology annotation, biological process: regulation of transcription by RNA polymerase II. Lineage: Eukaryota; Metazoa; Arthropoda; Insecta; Diptera; Tephritidae.